This is a messenger RNA of Leptidea sinapis, 2147 nucleotides long. Its product is annotated as somatomedin-B and thrombospondin type-1 domain-containing protein-like. NCBI's taxonomy places the organism in Eukaryota, Metazoa, Arthropoda, Insecta, Lepidoptera, Pieridae. Bases 196 to 1026 code for a protein of 276 amino acids. The record is from RefSeq and is a predicted model, not a curated record. The transcript is spliced from 6 exons.
UCUCCGGGCUCCGAAGCCUUAUUUACUUCAAAGCUCCGCCGCGCGUUGUGCUGGAAGCACGUUAUCGAUUUCGAUCCGGACAGAACCGUAAAGUUCGUUCGGAGAGUGUGUUCCAGGAAAAAAUAUCCGUUUUAAAUAAUCUAAAAGCAAAAAACAAAUAAAAUUUAAAAAACUUACAAAAUAAUUAUAGAAAAUAUGUUGCGUUUUAAUUUGUGGCUUGUUUGGGCGGCUUUUUUGACAAGCAGUUGUGGCGCGAAUUACUGUAGAGAUGCCAACCUAUGUUGUCCGGGGCGUGACAGUGCGUGUGUGGUACAGAAGGCUCAUCAGAACGCAAUCAUUGAAGACUUAACGGACAAGCCGUGCUACUGCGACCAUGCGUGUUUGAAGCUUGGAGAUUGUUGUCCAGACUUUCGAGAAACAUGUGGAGUGUCCGAUUGCCUGGUAUCUGGUUGGGGAGAGUGGUCAGAUUGUGACACUGCCUGUGGAUCAGGCAGUAUGGUCCGCAGUAGGACAGUGCUCCAACAGCCAGCUCACGGAGGAAGACAUUGUCCAUCCCUGGUUCAGAGACGGGCGUGCCAAGCGCAUCACGGCUGCUCCGCUGACAGUGACAUUCCAUUACGUGAGGAGACUGCAAUGAUCUUACCAGGCGGACUCUCAGUUAGUCGCCGUUCCAACGAGACGGUUGACAUCAGAAAGAACCUGCGACUGCGCAAUCCUGACGACCCGGAGUCGAACUCACAUAGAGAGUACUGCGUUCAGUUUGAAGUUAUCAAAGUUUCAAAAGCUUGUCACGGCGAUUCUGACUACAAAGCCUUGCGAGAAGGUAACACUGUAUGCGUCAUGUGUGAGGCAGCUGCUCUCAAGCGGGACCUCAACUGGCGCUGCACGGGUCACGGGGUUCCAUCGACCACCACCAGAUUCUUCGCGCUGGUUGCCCCGCACUGCCAUGGAAAAUGGAUUCGAACCGAACACAGCCCCGACAAGCGGAGCGAUUGUUGUCUCAACCCUCACUUCAUAUUUGUAUAGAUCUUCUCGUGUGUUCUUAAUAACGUUCGAAUCACCAUAUUUCUAAUAAUUUUAGCUCAUUUUAUCUUAUACAUUGUUGUUCUAUGCACAAUAAUAUAUUACUAUAAAUUAAUAUAUUCAAAGUAAUCGGCUUUAUUAUAAAUACAUACCUAAGUUCGGUUAACAAACUGAACUGGGUGUGUUCAGACUAAUCCGUACAGAAUUGUCAUUAUACCUAGAUACGGUAGUUCGCCUCGUGUGAUAAUAGUAUCACAUGAGUGUCUUAAUACCUAAUUAUCAACAUUAGCAUACAAGACUUUAUCUACACCCAUAAUGUGAAUCUGUAACAGUUAGCUAACUGCUAACAUUAAAAAAGACAGUCCUAGUAACCAUUACAUCAUCCAAACGAGUGUUGUAAUGAAAACGGAUAAUAUAAUGUUGUACUGAAUUUUAUUACAACACUCGUUUGGACGAUGUAUUGGUUAUUAGGCCAUUAGAUGUUUUAAUGUUGGCAAUAAGCUAACUGUUAUAGAAUCUUUUCUAUUAAAGACUUAAAGCAUGGGUUUAGAUAAAGUCCAUGAAACAAACCAUUAUUUAAACUUGAGUGUGAUCUUAUUUUUAUAACUGUUUUGACUUUAUCAUCUGUGUAGCACAAUCUGUAAUAAUCGUUAUAAUAUAUGCUAGGAUAUUUGAUAAACUAGAAGAAUGUUAUUACAGUUCUGAAUAAAUAAGAACAUUAAUGUGCAAGAAUAUUAAAUACAUAAAUAGUUUUAACACCCAAUUAUCUCGCAAAAAUGAACAGAAAAUAUUUGGAUCACGCAAACUUUAAUUCACUCAUUUAGUAUAAGGUCAUUUGUUGGCGUGAAUAUCGCAAAUGAAACAGCGUAUAUUGCAAAGCCUUCCUUUCCAAGAUCAGAAGUUAUAUAGGAUACUAUAAUAAAUUCAGGUUAGUUUUAAUAAAUUUUGUGUAGGUGGGUAGUUGGAAAUAAACAGAAACAAUAGACGAAUGGUAUUAGUAUUUGCUGGUUUCUAAAUAUUUUAUCGCAUUGUAAUGAUAAUAAUAAUUAAUGUCUUAAGUAAGAAUAGUCUAGUGAAACUGUAAAUAAAUUUCUGGUUGAUAAAAUAUAAGUGAUAAGACGUAA